This is a messenger RNA of Stylophora pistillata, 1821 nucleotides long. Its product is annotated as aflatoxin B1 aldehyde reductase member 2. Gene Ontology annotation, molecular function: oxidoreductase activity. The record is from RefSeq and is a predicted model, not a curated record. Lineage: Eukaryota; Metazoa; Cnidaria; Anthozoa; Scleractinia; Pocilloporidae.
UCUGUUUUCGUCGAAGGAAUUUUCCUAUUUCCAUAGGUUUUAAGGAGAAAAUUAAUGUUUGAAAAUUUUUAGGAGGUGUACCAGGUUUUUGGAGAUUGUUCUGUUAAAGCAAAGCGGCAAGGAAAACGACGCCUCGAAGCAACAGAAUAGGAAAUCAACCAUGCGAACUCCGUGUUUCCCCGGCAAAACCUGGCGCAUGCGUAUGCGUUAUUCAGCUCUGUCUAUUUUUAACGCGUUGAUCUUCGCGUCUUCGAUUUCUCCGGAAAUACCUAUAGAGAGGCUCUUCUAUGGGACCGAAGCAGAACAACGUCAUCACGAGAGCUGACUAUUUGCCUUCCGUAGUCCUCUUGUAGUAAUCAAGUUGUAGUCAGCAGGCUUGCUGAAAAUUAAUUUGCGUUGAUUCCUCUCCUCAAAAACUCAAGCCUUUGGGAUUAAGACAGGAUACUGACCCAUAUUAUUUUGUAGCUUCUUCAGUAAUGGCCGUGGUUCCUCCAAAGACAGCGAUUGGAUGCUCAGAGUUAGGAAAGGAGCACACCUUAGGAAAAGAGAAUGAGUUUGUAAAAAUAUGUAUGGAAAAUGGGAUUUAUAGUUUUGACACAGCUCUCAUGUAUGCUGGUGGAAAGAGUGAGGAGGUUAUGGGAAAUUUAGAUAAUCUGAGAGAUCCCAAGGUAUUUAUUGCCACGAAAGCUAAUCCCUGGAAUGGAAAAGAUUUGAAGUAUGACAGUGUGCUGGAACAACUAAAUAAAUCCCUCAGAAGUUUGAAAAGAGACUCUGUGGACUUAUUUUACCUCCAUGCACCAGACCAUAACACACCCAUCGAGGAGACACUGGAAGCUGUCAAUCAACUUUAUAAAGAGGGAAAAUUUAAAGCUUUUGGACUUUCCAAUUAUGCUGCAUGGGAAGUGGCAGAAAUUUAUUACCUUUGUAAGACGAAGGACUAUCUUCGACCAACAGUGUAUCAAGGGAUGUACAAUUCUGUCACAAGGGAUAUUGAAAGAGAACUUUUUCCUUGCCUGAGAAAAUUUGGUUUGGCUUUUUAUGCGUACAACCCGCUUGCAGGUGGAAUACUAACGGGAAAGCAUCGUUAUGAAGACAGAGAAAAAGGCAAGAUUCAGGAUGGCCGCUAUGCUAACCCAGGCAUUUGGACCGAUGCUUACCUGAAGCGCUAUUGGAAAAAGCCGUUGUUUGAUUUACUUGACAAACUCAGAACAACACUGGAUCAUAUUUAUGGUAAAGGAAAAGUUUCCUUGGUAGACGCGUCCCUCAGAUGGAUGUACCACCACUCGAAGAUGGAUGGCGCUUAUGGAGAUGCUGUAAUUGUUGGAGCUUCGUCUGCGAAACACUUGGAGGAAAAUCUGAAGAGUACAAAACACGGGCCCCUACAUGAGGAUGUGGUCAAAGUAUUCGAAGAGGCCUGGGGCCAAAUUAAAUCCGACUGUCCUGAUUAUUUCCGCUGACGUGACCAACUGAAGGCUCCUCAAGAGAAGUUUCCAGAAAGGAAUGUCAUGGCUGGCAUAAAUGGGACCUGAAAGGGAAUAUGAAGAAAUCAAAUUUCCAAGACAAAACUAUAAGCUGUAAAGCUUUGUACUUUAAAGCCUUCGCUUUGAGGAGUAAAAGUAAAAUCUCUCUUUCAAAAAGAUUCUCGCCUUAUGUCUGAGUGGAUAAAGAUGUCCAGGGUAGUUUUAAAUAUAUUGAAAGGCAAUUUUAGCGGGAUGACUACCAGAAACUCGUGCAAGUAAUUGUCACCAGUGAGAGAAGUGGUGGGACUUUUUUUUUCUUUUGAUCACUCAUUAAGUGAAUAAAAGCCAGAAAUCUUUUAAA